ACACUGUCAUAUUAUGAUUGUGUUUAGUCAUUGUCCACAACAAUUUUUUUUUAUUUAAACCUAAUUAUUUUUCUGUUCUUUACUUUUCAAGAUUAUCAUCUUUGUGGCCCAUCAUUGAAUUCUGAAAUAUGAGUUAUGAUCGUGCUAUAACGGUAUUUUCACCAGAUGGUCAUCUAUUUCAGGUGGAAUAUGCACAAGAAGCUGUGAAAAAAGGCUCGACAGCGGUUGGUGUACGCGGAAAAGACAUUGUAGUUCUGGCAGUAGAAAAAAAAUCCGUUGGAAAGCUGCAAGAAGAUCGAACUGUAAGAAAAAUAUGUCUAUUGGACGAACAUGUAAUGAUGGCCUUUGCCGGUUUGACAGCUGAUGCUCGGAUUCUAAUUGAUCGUGCCCGUAUUGAAUGUCAAAGUUAUCGUUUGACAGUUGAAGAUAGGGUUUCGGUCGAAUACAUUACCCGUUAUAUCGCUCAACUUAAACAAAAAUAUACACAAUCAAAUGGUCGACGUCCAUUUGGUAUUUCGAAUCUUAUUGCUGGAUUUGAUGUUGAUGGUACACCACGACUAUAUCAAACAGAUCCAUCCGGUGUGUAUCAUGGUUGGAAAGCAAAUACCACUGGCCGUAAUGCUAAAUCUGUUCUAGAAUAUUUGGAAAAGAAUUAUAAUGAUGAAGCCAUCGAAACCAAUGAAUCGACAAUCAAAUUGGCCAUCAAAGCUUUAUUGGAAGUUGUACAAGGUAAAAACCUUGAAGUGGCUGUCAUGGAAAAAAACAAACGAAUGCGUGUAUUGGCAGCCGAAGAAAUUGACAAAUUUGUCACCUUGAUCGAAGAAGAAAAGGAAAAAGAGAUAGAGAAAAAGAAGGCUAAAUAAUAACAAAUUCCAUUGUCUUUUCUAAAAAUUGUU
Messenger RNA from Dermatophagoides farinae (American house dust mite), 896 nucleotides. Its product is annotated as proteasome subunit alpha type-7. Gene Ontology annotation, biological process: ubiquitin-dependent protein catabolic process. The record is from RefSeq and is a predicted model, not a curated record. Gene Ontology annotation, cellular component: proteasome core complex, alpha-subunit complex; proteasome core complex. Lineage: Eukaryota; Metazoa; Arthropoda; Arachnida; Sarcoptiformes; Pyroglyphidae.